This is a messenger RNA of Stereum hirsutum FP-91666 SS1, 1276 nucleotides long. RefSeq names its product FSH1-domain-containing protein. Gene Ontology annotation, cellular component: nucleus; cytoplasm. The transcript is spliced from 11 exons. The record is from RefSeq and is a predicted model, not a curated record. NCBI's taxonomy places the organism in Eukaryota, Fungi, Basidiomycota, Agaricomycetes, Russulales, Stereaceae. The coding region runs from base 110 to 940 and encodes 276 amino acids.
CGCCGCUCGCUCAAAGUUUUCAAUCGCAAAAGAGGCAUUGGUUUUGCUUGUUUCUACUUGCCCAUCACGAAUCCCUGAACACAAGCUGCAAUUUCGAGUGUCAAUCAUCAUGUCCGCACCUCGCAGAGUUCUCAUGCUUCACGGCUACACGCAGAAUGCGUCCAUCUUCAGCAAACGGGUCGCCGCCCUCCGUAAAUCAUGUUCCAAAGACAUCGAAUUUGUAUUCGUUGAUGCACCAGUAAUCCUCUACCCCGUCGACCUCGCGAAUACCUUCUCCGACCCCAAUAACCCCGACACCACAAACUCACUCGCCGCAUACGGGUCUGCCGAAGCCGCCGACGCGGAUAAGACAGACGAUCCAACGCUGACCCCGAGGGCGUGGUGGAAGACUAAUUGGGACAGGACGUCAACUGAUGGGCUGGAAGAGAGCAUCGAGUUUUUGAAGGGGGUGUUGACGAAGGGACCGAGGUUUGAUGGCAUCUUUGGGUUCAGUCAAGGUGCAGCGAUGGCUGUUAUCCUCGCUACUUUGCUAGAAAAGCCUGAGACCUAUCCAUCUUUCCUGGUCGAUGGUCAACCACCGCAUCCCCCCUUCUCAUUUUGUGUAUCUAUCUCUGGCUUCGUUCCCCCUGGUCCCAUCUGUGCCUCGCUUCUCACUCCUUCUGCACCGUAUACGACACCUACAUUACAUGUAAUGGGAAAGAACGACAUCCUAGUGGUCGAAGAGAGAUCGAAAGCAUUAUUGGAAGUGUCUGCAAAGAAGAGGGUGGAGGUGCAUGACGGCGGUCACUUCGUACCCUCCAAAGCAAACUGGCGCAACUUCUUCAAAGCAUACCUCAAACAAGCCCCCGCAGAUGACGAAGUCCCGAGCCCCAGCCCUGGGCCCUCCGACUCUGCCGCCGUGACAUCGUCAGGUAGCGGAACGGUUACGCCCGCGUUGUAAGGAAGUCAGAAGUUAGCGCCUGGGAUUGUACUGUGGGGGGUGUUUCGUGAGGCGUGAGUGGGUUGGGUGAGAUGGGUGCUAUGCGAUAGGUAGGGUGAAAUACGAGGGGUUUGGGGUGAUAUUGGAGAUAAGAAAUGGGACAUGGGAGGAUUUGGAUGUGGUGAGCGGCGGGUGAAGGUGAGGAGGCAUGGUAGGUUCAUCGGGAGCAUACUCGUAAGUUACGGAACGAAGCCUACUUACACACCAACACCACACCCAUCCACCCAUCCAUCUAUCUUCCAUCUAUUAUAGGGCAUGUUUCGGGUAGAUACUCGUAUACUUACACUUAUAGAACAG